This is a messenger RNA of Dioscorea cayenensis subsp. rotundata (Guinea yam), 549 nucleotides long. RefSeq names its product transcription factor bHLH35-like. The transcript is spliced from 3 exons. Gene Ontology annotation, molecular function: protein dimerization activity; DNA-binding transcription factor activity. Lineage: Eukaryota; Viridiplantae; Streptophyta; Magnoliopsida; Dioscoreales; Dioscoreaceae. The record is from RefSeq and is a predicted model, not a curated record. Gene Ontology annotation, biological process: regulation of DNA-templated transcription; endosperm development. The coding region runs from base 1 to 549 and encodes 182 amino acids.
AUGUUCAAUGUUCUUCUUCAUUUAUCAGUUACAAGUGUAGAAGCAGCUCCAGAAAAAGCAGGUUGUGAUAAAAUAACAACAAUGGAAAGAAGUGACAUGAAAGAGAAGGACUCAAGCUCUUCUCAGACUGUCAAGAAGGACAUGGGUUGCAUGGAGAGAAACAGAAGAGAGAAGAUGACUGAAUACUUUUCCACUCUUCAAUCCAUUGUUCCUAAUCUCUUCCCCAAGGCAACAAGAACAAGAGUGAUAGAUGAAACAAUAAGCUACAUAAAAAGGCUUGAAGAAACAGUGAUAGCUCUGGAGACAACCAAAGCUUCAAUAAGACAACAUGAUCCUGAAACAGAGACUACUACUGCUACUGCUACUGCUGCUGCUGCUGGUGCUAUAACACAAGUGUUGCAAGUGUUUGAAAAACACAAUGCUGAAGUCUUGUCUUGCAGUGUCACUACUCAAGAGCUCAACAAGCUUCUCAUUUCUCUCACUGUUCUUCUCCCUGAUUUGCCUGCUUCCUUUCUUAGGAUCAAAGAUGACCUUUUGCUUAUUAUCUAA